ACCUAAUUUUCUUAAUUUUUAUCUAAUUUACCCUAUUCGAAAUUCUGGUAUAUACUAACAUUACUGCCGUACCGACAUAAUUUACUAUUUCUCUUAAUUUACCAUCAAUUUAUUCGAACUCGCACAUGGUCUUAAUAGAAGGUAUGAACCUUUUGACACACUACAUUUGAAAUUAUUAUUGGCAAUACUGCUGCGUUCAAUUUUGUCGAGUCAACAUUGACAGUAGGAAAAAUUUGUUUGUCAUUUUGUAAGGCUGGGAGAUUUGUGGAUUUGUGGAAGUAUAAAGUUUGAACUAAUUUAUUAAUUGAAUUUGUGCUUGUAUCACACAAAAUACAAUGACUGUUUCAAAUCGAAUGGAAGUUGAUGCCGCCUUGAAAGGUGAAGGCUUUCGUUCGUAUUACAUACAAAAAAUAGAGGAACUGCAAUUAAUUGUUGCUGAAAAAAGUCAGAAUUUACGACGUUUGCAGGCUCAACGUAACGAGUUAAAUGCUAAAGUGCGCAUGUUACGAGAAGAACUGCAAUUGUUACAGGAGCAGGGCAGCUAUGUGGGCGAGGUAGUUAAACCGAUGGAUAAAAAGAAAGUUCUUGUUAAAGUUCAUCCAGAAGGAAAGUUUGUUGUUGAUUUGGAUAAGAAUAUUGAUAUUAAUGAUGUCACGCCAAACUGUCGUGUUGCACUGCGUAAUGAAAGCUAUACUUUACACAAAAUUUUGCCAAAUAAGGUCGAUCCUUUAGUAUCACUUAUGAUGGUUGAAAAAGUUCCGGAUUCAACUUAUGAAAUGGUUGGAGGCUUAGACAAACAAAUUAAAGAAAUCAAAGAGGUGAUUGAAUUGCCGGUCAAGCAUCCAGAAUUAUUUGAUGCGCUUGGUAUUGCACAACCCAAAGGUGUAUUGUUAUAUGGACCUCCAGGUACAGGUAAAACACUUUUAGCACGUGCAGUCGCUCAUCAUACAGAAUGUACAUUUAUUCGAGUUUCUGGUUCUGAAUUGGUGCAAAAAUUCAUUGGUGAAGGAUCACGUAUGGUGCGUGAAUUAUUCGUUAUGGCACGAGAACAUGCACCGUCUAUUAUAUUUAUGGAUGAAAUCGAUUCAAUCGGCUCGUCACGUAUUGAAUCUGGUUCGGGCGGUGAUUCAGAAGUUCAGCGUACUAUGUUAGAAUUGUUGAAUCAAUUGGACGGAUUUGAAGCUACUAAAAACAUAAAAGUUAUUAUGGCUACAAACAGAAUUGAUAUCUUAGACCCUGCUCUGUUGCGUCCUGGACGUAUUGAUCGUAAGAUUGAAUUUCCUCCACCAAAUGAAGAAGCUCGUUUAGAUAUUCUCAAAAUUCAUUCGCGUAAAAUGAAUUUGACCCGCGGCAUUAAUUUGCGUAAAAUAGCGGAACUUAUGCCGGGAGCUUCUGGUGCAGAAGUUAAGGGCGUUUGCACAGAAGCUGGUAUGUACGCAUUGCGUGAGCGUCGUGUGCAUGUUACUCAAGAAGAUUUUGAAAUGGCUGUCGCUAAAGUUAUGCAGAAGGAUUCCGAGAAGAACAUGUCCAUUAAGAAAUUAUGGAAGUAAAUUUCAAAACUUUUAUAUAUUUAUACACCGAGUAUCAUAAAAUGAUUAUUGAUUUGUAAUUGAAUUAUCAUUUCUUGGAUCUUCACAAUUAAAAAUUAAAAA
Molecule: messenger RNA, 1652 nt
Organism: Teleopsis dalmanni
Lineage: Eukaryota; Metazoa; Arthropoda; Insecta; Diptera; Diopsidae
Product: 26S proteasome regulatory subunit 8
Exons: 3
Coding region: 336-1550 (404 amino acids)
Biological process (GO): proteasome-mediated ubiquitin-dependent protein catabolic process
Cellular component (GO): proteasome regulatory particle, base subcomplex
Molecular function (GO): ATP binding; proteasome-activating activity; ATP hydrolysis activity
Source: RefSeq, a predicted model, not a curated record